CGGCAGCGACGGCAGCGGCGGACAGGAGCCCGGCCUGACCCUCGCUGGGAGCAGCGUGAGCCGGCCGCGGGCCACCAUGUCGGCGCCGUCGGAGGAGGAGGAGUACGCGCGGCUGGUGAUGGAGGCGCAGCCCGAGUGGCUGCGCGCUGAGGUGAAGCGGCUGUCGCACGAGCUGGCCGAGACCACGCGCGAGAAGAUCCAGGCGGCCGAGUACGGGCUGGCGGUGCUGGAGGAGAAGCACCAGCUCAAGCUGCAGUUCGAGGAGCUCGAGGUGGAUUACGAGGCCAUCCGCGGCGAGAUGGAGCAGCUCAAGGAGGCAUUUGGACAGGCGCACACGAACCACAAGAAGGUAGCCGCGGACGGCGAGAGCCGGGAGGAGAGUCUGAUCCAGGAGUCGGCCUCCAAGGAGCAGUACUAUGUGCGCAAGGUGCUGGAGCUGCAGACGGAGCUGAAGCAGCUGCGGAACGUGCUCACCAACACUCAGUCGGAGAGCGAGCGCCUGGCGUCCGUGGCGCAGGAGCUGAAGGAGAUCAACCAGAACGUGGAGACCCAGCGUGGCCGGCUGCGGGAUGAUAUCAAGGAGUACAAGUUCCGAGAGGCCCGUCUGCUGCAGGACUACUCGGAGCUGGAGGAGGAGAACAUCAGCCUGCAGAAGCAGGUGUCCGUGCUCAGGCAGAACCAGGUGGAGUUCGAGGGCCUCAAGCACGAGAUCAAGCGUCUGGAGGAGGAGACCGAGUACCUCAACAGCCAGCUGGAGGACGCCAUCAGGCUCAAGGAGAUCUCGGAGCGGCAGCUGGAGGAGGCGCUGGAGACGCUGAAGACAGAGCGCGAGCAGAAGCUCAGUCUGCGCAAGGAGCUGUCCCACUACAUGAGCAUCAACGACUCCCUCUACACCAGCCACCUGCACGUCUCCCUGGACGGCCUCAAGCUUGGCGACGACGCUGAGGCUCUGGCCAACGGCUUCGAGCACGGCGGCCUGGCCAAGCUGCCGCUCGACAACAGAACCUCCACGCCCUCCAAGGACGGUCUCGCCCCGCCCUCCCCCAGCCUGGUGUCCGACCUCCUCAGCGAGCUCAACAUCUCCGAGAUCCAGAAGCUGAAGCAGCAGCUGGUGCAGCUGGAGCGGGAGAAGAUGGGCCUGCUGACGACACUGCAGGACACACAGAAGCAGCUGGAGCAGGCGCGGGGCGCCCUGUCGGAGCAACACGAGGAGGUGAGCCGCCUCACGGAGAACCUCAGCGCCCUGCGGCGCCUGCAGGCCGGCAAGGAGCGGCGGACGGCCCUGGACAGCGAGAAGGCGGACAGCCACGAGGAUGGUGACUACUACGUGGACAUCAACGGCCCUGAGAUCCUGGCUUGCAAGUCCGCGGCCCUGGCAGAGGCCACUGAGCUCCGAGAGCAGCUGAAAGCCCUGCGCAGCGCACACGAGGCCGGCGAGGCCCGGCACGCGGAGGAGAAGGGCCAGCACGAGGCCGAGAGCCAGGCGCUCACCGAGAAGGUCUCCCUGCUGGAGAAGGCCGGCCGCCAGGACCGCGAGCUGCUGGCCCGGCUGCAGGCGGAGCUGAAGAAGGUGAGUGAUGUUGCGGGUGAGACGCAGGGCAGCCUGAGCGUGGCCCAGGACGAGCUGGUGACCUUCAGCGAGGAGCUGGCCAACCUCUACCACCACGUGUGCAUGUGCAACAACGAGACACCCACCCGCGUCGUGCUCGACUACUACCGAGAGGGCGCGGCUGGCGCCGGCCACGGCAGCCCCGAGGCCCGCGAGCGCCGCUCGCCUGUCCUGCCCAAAGGACCGCCGGCCGUGGAGGCUGGGGGGGACAGCAGCCCUUCGCCCAGCCCUUCCCUGCCCUCGCUGAGUGACCCACGCCGGGAGCCCAUGAACAUCUACAACCUGAUCGCCAUCAUCCGCGACCAGAUCAGGCACCUGCAGGCAGCCGUGGACCGCACCACGGAGCUGUCGCGGCAGCGCCUGGCCUCCCAGGAGCUGGGCCCUGCCUCGGAUAAGGACCGGGAGGCACUCAUGGAGGAGAUCCUCAAGUUGAAGUCUCUGCUGAGCACCAAGCGGGAGCAGAUCACCACGCUGCGCACGGUCCUCAAGGCCAACAAGCAGACGGCCGAGGUGGCCCUGGCCAACCUGAAGAGCAAGUACGAGAAUGAGAAGGCCAUGGUGACCGAGACCAUGAUGAAGCUGCGUAACGAGCUGAAGGCCCUCAAGGAGGACGCGGCCACCUCCUCGCUGCGGGCCAUGUUUGCCACCAGGUGUGACGAGUACAUCACGCAGCUGGAUGAGAUGCAGCGGCUGGCAGCCGCCGAGGACGAGAAGAAGACGCUCAACUCUCUGCUGCGCAUGGCCAUCCAGCAGAAGCUGGCGCUGACCCAGCGGCUGGAGCUGCUCGAGCUGGACCACGAGCAGACCCGGCGGGGCCGCGCCAAGGCCGCCUCCAAGGCCAAGCCGGGCACCCCGAGCCUGUAGAGUAGCUGCCGGGAGGACUCGGCCGCGGCCCUGUCACACUGCAGCCCCUCCCCCUCCCGCGGGCCCACGCAGAGGAAGGAAGGGCAGCCUAAAAGUCCACUUAGAAACCUGUUUGGAUAUGCCACUGCAGUUCUUUCCAAGUUAGCAUUCCCUGAGUGUUUAAUGGCAGAGGACAUAAAGCUUUAAUGUUGAGAAUGCCGCCAGCUGCUUGCCUGUACGGUGCUGAAGAACCUGCUCGGACAGCGGCCAUCAGGCUCGCUUAGAACCCGCUAGAAACGCUCAACACCGGGGUCUCCCUGUUACAGAUGCCCUUUUAUAUCCCAUCAACCUGUGCACUUUUGAUAUUUUGAUAUUAUUAUAUUUGCUUCCUUAAUCCCUCCCAUAGAGACGGUCUCAGAUGCCGUGGUCUGUCUCGUGGUCCUGUAGCGCUCCGUCUUAGCUCCCGCCGUGUUGAUCUGGUGUCAGCACGUGGCACGGACGUGUUUCCCCAGCGUGUAGCUCUAGACUGUUUAGGUGAAGGCCUCGACCCGGCAAGGAGCUCGGCCAGUCGUAGCCACGCUGUGGUUCAGCAGCCUUUUAGGUUAUGCGGCAUUAUGGUUCAUGUUUGAAAUUACAGAUUUUAAAUGCCAUGUUCAUUAAGAAAUCCAGGGUAUUCCAAUUCUGGGGUUUUUCAUAUUGUAUUAUUAUUAUUCUUAGGAAUAGUUCAAUGUAACAAGAAGAAAACUUGACCUUGCUCUGGUUAAACAGUAAUAGGCACUUGAAAACAAAAAGAUAAAUUAUUGAAUGAGUAGUAUUACCUACAAAUUCCAGAAUCUUCUGGGUUUUAGGACAUUGUGAAGCAUGACUGAUUAACAGAAUUUAUACAACUGUACCAGUGAAAUUCCAAAUUGGAAUUGUUUUGUUACUCUGGUUGUUGUGCCAGAUUGUGGCACACUUAGAAAAUCCUACAGCCGUCGGUUUCUAGGGUGUUCUGUCUCAACGCCUUUUUGUUAGUAAUCAUUGCCAGUAGUGCCUUCAUCAGUUAAGGGAGGUGUCCCAGCGCAGUUCGUGCUCUAAAAUGGACGGUGAGGAGCUAGUUGGGAAUGUUGAAGGCCAGUGUGGACCAGUAGGUGUGAACGGGUGCGCACCGUCAUACCUGAACCUGGGCAUCUUCAUCGAGGGAAAGAAAACAGCGAUUGUGCAAAAUUCUGUUAGUCAGUGAUUCUUUACUGUGCAGAUCCUUGCAAAUUCAGGGGCUGAGAAAAGGAAAGUGAACACACACCUCGAGUGUGCUUUGGGAACCAAAUGGACUUGAGGGACAAGCUAAGCCAGCGGUGUGGACGACACGCCAUGUUUGUGAAGAGCGGGCGGCAGGGGCGCCGGCUGUCGGCCUCGUGCAGGGGUGAGGGCUAGCCGUAGUAUUCUUUGCAAAUGUGAGGAAGAGACGUUCUGUAUUCUCUUGCUUGGUGUAACUAAUCGCUGUUAAUUUCAGGAAACAGAACUCGGUGAAGCCCCUCAGCAGUCCAGGGCUGUGUCCCGUCGGGUUUGCUGGGUGAGGCUGUGCAUACGGUAAAAUUGGUACUCACAGAAGAAGAAAGUGUCCUCUCUUCUCCAAAAUAAAGGACAAAUUAUAAUAUAUAUAAGUAGCAAGGGUCAAAGAAUUCUGUUUCCUGGAAUAAGCAUUUCUUCUUCCUAGUUGUAGGGACCCCUAUUUUUACCUUCUAUUACAGUGUCGGUCCUUAAGAAAUAAUGUUACAUUUACAAUAACUUCACCUGUAUGGGGUAUUUAUUUGCAAUGAUGUCUGAGUACUGUAUUUUUUCUGUGCAUUACCUUAGUGUCAGAAUGUUGUCUUUAUUUUAAGAUCAUAUGCAUGUUCUCCUGCCAAGGAACCUUUACACAGACCCAAACAAACAAACAAACAAACAAACAAACAAACAAAAAUGCAUUCUAAUUCUGAGAAAGUGAGGCAGAGCCUGGAAAAGGAGUAGGAAGGAACGGUCAGUCUCGACUUGGGACACGGGCGUCUGGUGCAAAUGUCUGCAAAGCCAGUGCACAUAGGAACAUGGGCCUGGUAAGGGUCACGUGGUAGGACCAAUAAAUAAAGAAUAAUAAAAAGCACAA
Molecule: messenger RNA, 4574 nt
Organism: Lynx canadensis (Canada lynx)
Lineage: Eukaryota; Metazoa; Chordata; Mammalia; Carnivora; Felidae
Gene: BICD2
Product: BICD cargo adaptor 2
Biological process (GO): protein localization to organelle; microtubule anchoring at microtubule organizing center; regulation of microtubule cytoskeleton organization
Cellular component (GO): cytosol; Golgi apparatus
Molecular function (GO): dynein complex binding; cytoskeletal adaptor activity; dynactin binding
Source: RefSeq, a predicted model, not a curated record